CUACCCUAAACAAAAUCAAGCUAUCAUCGACCAAGAAGAAAUGAUUAGUAAGGGACAAUAAUUAUUAAUAGGAAAACUUUUUUGAAACUUCCCUUUCAAAAACCACAAACAUGUCAAUUCUUCCCAAGGCAUCACAUUUUGAUGACAUUUGGGACAUUACAUCAUGCAUUUUGAUGAAUUUUGGGACAAUAUGAUCUUACUUACAAUGAAGAUACUUUAUCACCGAUAAACCGCAACAAUGGCAGAACCAGAAACGCUAGAAUUAGCCAAGCAAAGAUGCAGAGCGGUUAUCGACAUUAUCGAAACCCUACCUUCUUCCACCAACAUCACUGUUUCAAGUAGCAGAACUCUUCACAAAUUGGCUCUUCGCGAGCUCAAUUUCCUCUCUCGCUGCUCCUCUUCGUCUUCCACCCCUCUCAGCUUGAAUAUUGGGCAUCUCGAGGCCAUUGUUCACAUUCUUCAACACCCUUCCGUCACUGGAAUUUCACGUGUCUGUAAGCCGAUUCCAUCUUCCUGUUCGAAACCUGUUUAUGUUGAUAUAAUCUGUACUUUGGAUAAGAAUCCUGUGUGGGUUAUUGUAUCAGAUAGAAAACCUAGGUAUAUUUCUUGGUACAAGGGGCAUAGAAGUAAGGGCUUGAAAUCUCGACUUGAGGAAGUGAUCGAUGCGGCUCGCUCUUUGCAGGCCUUAGAACCUUGCUCGAUCAUCUUGUUUUUUUCGCAUGGACUUGAUCAGUUUAUUCUGGAAAAACUCCGAGAUGAAUUUAAGGCCAAUGAGUUUAAUUUCAAUUUCUCGGACUUCGAUUUUGGUUUCUCUGAGAUUGAUGGUGAUUGGGUUAAUGUGCUUCCGAGAAGCUAUGAAGAAGCACUUGUUCUUGAAAUAAAAGUUAAUGAUAGGAAGUGUGGGGUUACGAGUUUGAAUUACAACAGUACAGCAUGUUCUACUGGUGUGGAUGAUCCAGAAAUUUUGGACAACUAUGUCGAGAGAGAUAUUUGGGAUCCUUUUUGCUCUGUUGUUAUGGCGAUGAAACCUAAUCCUAUGAUUGGUAUCGAAGAUAUGGAAUCCGCGAGUUUGGAACAUUUUUUGGGUGGUGAUAAUGAUCUAAUAAAUUUUGAUACCACAGCGUUGAUUGCCUUAGUAUCCGGCAUUAGUAAUGGUUGUGUUGCUAAAUUAUUGGCUACCCCAGAGAGUGAAUUGAGACAGAAGUACAAGAGUAACUAUGAUUUUGUUAUUGGUCAGGCAAUGUCAGAAAUUGAGAAGCCUAUUCUUGUGGAGCUGAGUUCUCUUUUGACUGGAAAAAGAGGUAUAAUAUGCCAGAGUGUUCACUCUGAGUUCAAGGAACUAGUAACAAUGUGUGGAGGGCCAAAUGAGAAGUCCAGAGCAAACCACUUGCUAAAGCACAUUUUGGUUGUCCCAGACAUGGCAUCGAAACGUAUGACGUGUCUCCCGACCACGAGAAAGUUAGCUUUGAAGAACAAGGUUGUGUUUGGUACUGGUGACUACUGGAAUGCCCCGACCUUAACUGCUAACAUGUCAUUUGUUAGAGCAGUAUCACAGACUGGGAUGUCCCUUUUUACUUUUGAGCAUAGGCCGCGAGCUUUAACUGGGGAUUAGUUGUUUUGAUGCACACUUUUGUUUAAGAUGUGUUAUCUUUAUCUUGUUUAAGAUUAGUAGUUGGUUUCAAUGAUACGUGUGAGAUUUGAAUUUCUAA
Molecule: messenger RNA, 1709 nt
Organism: Benincasa hispida (wax gourd)
Lineage: Eukaryota; Viridiplantae; Streptophyta; Magnoliopsida; Cucurbitales; Cucurbitaceae
Source: RefSeq, a predicted model, not a curated record